Messenger RNA from Aphanomyces astaci, 771 nucleotides. RefSeq lists its product as hypothetical. Bases 42 to 596 code for a protein of 184 amino acids. Lineage: Eukaryota; Oomycota; Saprolegniomycetes; Saprolegniales; Verrucalvaceae. The record is from RefSeq and is a predicted model, not a curated record. The transcript has a single exon.
UCGGACGUCCACAACGUUCACAUCGACAUUCUGACAUCAACAUGUCCACGGCUGCAACCCGCGACAUCAUCACGUCCAACUCGGCAACGUUGGGCCUGCAAGCAGGUGCUGUCGCCACCGUCGUCGCCGGUGCAGGCGCGACGCUGGCCCACUACACGUGGCCCUUCUUCCGCAACCGAUUGGGGGUGAGCGGCAAGGUCGGGUUGGUCGCGUCCGCCGGCAUGGCCACGUUUAUCAUUGUGGCCGAGCGCGAUUUGCUCCGCGGUAGCCGCAACCCCGACGAGUAUAUCAACGACCUGCAAGCCAAGAACAACACCGCGUCGCCGUCGUCCCCCGCCACCGCAGGCAAGUCUCACUCGUUGCCGCUGCACCACCAUUUCGCAAACUACUUGCUCGACUACCCGUUCCGCACCCUCGCCAUGACGGCGACCCCGCUCGUGGGCGCCAUCUACCUGCACCAAAGCCGUAACAACAACAUCCAAUUCUCUCAGAAGAUCAUGCACACGCGCAUCUACGGUCAAGGGACGUGCGUGGUGCUGCUGCUCAGCACGAUGGCCAUGUACGAUUUCAUGUCUCGUCGAGGCCGCUACGAAUAAGCAUGCAACAUGCGUACGACCCCUGACUGUGGAUCGUGGAAUACUACCAGCCACGACAUGAUUAUCAACUCGAUACUAGUGUUUGGAGUUGCUGUCGCCCUUUGCUAGCAUAAUCUGAAGUGCAUUUACUUACUACCUACACUUCGAAGGUCCGUAGUGUACCCUUCAAAUAGCA